GGGCGAAUGAGGAGGAGGGGCGGGAGGUUGUGCCAGAGCUCCGCCUCGGGACCCCUGGACUGAUUAGGCAGGAAAGAGUACCGCUGGUAAUGCAUAGAGUGCGUUCCUUUGGCCCUGAGUUAGUGUUGUUAGCCCCGCCCCCUCCCUCUUGAGUCUGGGCACUCUUGUUUUGUAGAGGCAGCCCUGGCGGUGGUCGCGAAGCCAGAAGAUGAGGUGUGGGUUUUUCAGGGGAUCAGGUUGCGGAGGAGAAAGCACCUCAAAUGAUGUGUUUGGAUGUGUGGGACUUGGGUUCAGACUCUCUGGCAGCCUUGGCUUCAUAUGUUUGUCCUGUAAUAGGGAAGAUGGAGGCUGGUGGAGGAGCUGGCUACAGCAAAGCCUUCAGACAGUCAAAGAUAAGUCCACAGAGGCCUUGGAGUUCAUGAAACGUGACCUGACCGAGUUCACGCAAGUGGUCCAGCAUGACACCGCCUGCACCAUUGCUGCCACUGCCAGUGUGGUCAAGGAGAAGCUGGCUACGGAAAGUUCCUCGGGUGCGACAGAGAAAGUGAGAAAAGGGCUCUCCAACUUCCUGGGUGUUAUCUCCGACACAUUUGCACCUUCACCAGAUAUGACCAUUGACUGUGAUGUCAUAACCCUGAUGGCGACCCCUUCUGGAACAACAGAGUUAUACGACAGUGCCAAGGCUCGGCUGUACAGCCUUCAGUCUGACCCAGCCACCUAUUGCAAUGAACCUGAUGGACCCUCUCAGCUCUUUGAAGCCUGGCUAUUGCACUUCAACCUAGAGGAGAAGAAAGGGGAGAUCUCGGAGCUGCUGGUGAACAGCCCUUCCAUCCGCUCUCUCUACUCCAAGAUGGUGCCAGUGGCUGUGUCCCAUUCUGAAUUCUGGCAACGCUACUUCUACAAAGUCCAUCAGCUGGAGCAGGAGGAGGUCCGGAGAGAGGUUUUGAAGCAGCGGGCAGAACAAAGUGUUCAUUCAGAGGAGCCAGGCUGGGAAGAGGAAGAAGAGGAAUUCCUUGGGUCAUCCUCCUCCCAGUCUAACGUCUGCUCGCAAUCUCCCCAAGAGGUGAAGCCAGCUUCCCCCACCUCUGCAGCAGUGCUCACUCCGACCCUAGAGGCAUCGGUGGAAAGCUGGGCUAUGCUGAGCACUGCCCCGGCAGAGGUGACUCCAUCGGAAAGCAGCGAAAGCAUCUCUUUGGUGACUCAGGUUGCAAACCCUGCUGCUGCUGCUGCACCUGCUGCUGCUGCUUCACCUGCUGUGCCCUUACAGACUGGAGCCCAGCUCUCUGGGGCAGGGGACAUCUCUCAGAGGCUGCAGGAAGCUACCACAGAGGAGCAGACCUCACUCGUAAAGCCAGCGGAGCCUGCACAUCCUUCCCCAGCUGCUCCAGAGGCAAAGCCUUCCCCAGAGCAACCCAAGGAACAAGCGGAGGCCAAGCCAGUGAGCAGGACAGAGACUCUGCGAGAGGACGGGCCAAUGGAUCUGCGACUCUUUGAACUCAACUCCGACAGCGGGAAAUCCACUCCCUCCAACAAUGGGAAGAAAGGCUCUAGCACAGAUAUUAGUGAGGAUUGGGAAAAGGACUUUGACCUGGACAUGACUGAAGAAGAGGUGCAGUUGGCCCUCUCCAAGGUGGACAUCUCUGGGGAGAUGGAAGAUGAAGAAUGGGAAGACUGGGAAUAACAUGGGGCCGUCACUUCCGUGGUGCAUCUUGGUAUCUUCCCCCACCCCCUUCCCCCCUCCGCACCAUCCAAUGUGAAUUAAACCACAGAGCAACCGG
This is a messenger RNA of Podarcis raffonei (Aeolian wall lizard), 1778 nucleotides long. RefSeq names its product BSD domain containing 1 (gene BSDC1). The record is from RefSeq and is a predicted model, not a curated record. Gene Ontology annotation, cellular component: cytoplasm. The coding region runs from base 209 to 1681 and encodes 490 amino acids. Lineage: Eukaryota; Metazoa; Chordata; Lepidosauria; Squamata; Lacertidae. The transcript has 12 exons.